AUGCAUCCACGACCCACCUCUUUCACUCAGCUUUCUCUUAUUGCCUCGAGUGGUAAAUUUGCCGCUAUUGGGAGUAGAAUUACAAGCAAGCGAGUUGCUAAAAUGCUAGAGGACUGCUUUCCCUGCUCAUAUAUCUUGGUUGACAAGCAUCCAUUUCGUCAUGAUCCCUCUCAUAUUGUAACCCAUAGAAUCCAAAGUAGCAUUGUUGAAUUUUCCGAUUGUUUAUGUAAAGCUGGCCUUCCCUGCAUGAGCAAAGAAUGGAGCACUUACCUUCAAACGUUAAAUGUGAUGGUUUCGAGGGAGUUGUCAUUUCAAAUUUAUGCCAGAGACUUCUUGACUGAACCUCAAGUUGCAAGCGUGAUAUCCAAAGCACUUUCAGCUGAGUCUGCUCUUUUCAUUGGGAACAGUAUGGCGAUACGUGAUGCAGAUAUGUACGGAUGUGGUUGGUCAGGUUGUAGUCAUAAUAUUGCAUCCAUGAUUUCAAAAUUACAACUACCCUGUCAUAUGAUUCGGGUGGCUGGGAAUAGGGGUGCCAGUGGUAUUGAUGGGUUACUCAGCACAGCUGUUGGCUUUGCUGUUGGAUGCAAUAAACGGGUGCUUUGCGUGAUUGGGGAUGUUUCUUUCCUCCACGAUACAAAUGGCUUGGCAAUUGUGAACCAGAGGACAUUGCGGAAACCAAUGACGAUAGUUGUGAUCAAUAAUCAUGGUGGUGCAAUAUUCAGUCUCCUUCCUAUAGCGGAUAGAGUUGAGCCAAGCAUACUAAAUCAAUACUUCUACACCUCUCACAAUGUUUCAAUGCACAACCUGUGUGUGGCACAUGGUGUGAUGCAUCUACAUGUGAAGACAAAGGUGGAGCUGGAAGAUGCAUUAUUGACAUCUCAAGAUAAAGAGGUGGAUUGUGUCAUUGAAGUUGAGGGCUGCAUAGAUGCCAAUGCCACCUUUCACAGUACUUUAAGAAAGUUUGCGUGCCAAGCAGCAGAUCAUGCGUUGAGCCCCUCCUCAAAGAUUUCUGUUCAAGACUCACCAGCUGAUGGCACUUUACUUUAUAGAGUCCAUAGAAUGGAGUAUUCAGUAUUUAGUAUACCACUCUGUGCUCCUCCUACUAUGGUUUCUGUUGAUGAUAAUGAAACCAGCUUCUACAGAGAAGGGUUUAUUUUAACUUUGUAUCUUGAGGAUGGAAGCAUUGGGUUUGGCGAGGUUUCGCCUCUCGAUAUCCACAGAGAAAGCCUGCUAGAUGUAGAAGAGCAACUGAGGUUACUUGUUCAUAUGAUGGAAGGAGCUAAGAUUAGUUGCUUCCUUCCUCUGCUAAAGGGCUCUUUUUCUUCUUGGAUAUGGACCAACCUGGGAAUACUGCCAUGCACGCUCUUGCCUAGUGUUAGAUGUGGUUUGGAAAUGGCAAUUCUCAAUGCAUUAGCGACAAGGCAAGGUUCCAACUUAUUAGGCCUACUCCAUCCCUUGAAAGCUGAAGUAGGUAUAUCUGAAAGGCCGAUGACAGUUCAGAUUUGUGCCCUAGUUGAUUCCAAUAGAACGCCCACACAAGUAGCUGAUGUUGUAGCAGCACUUGUUGAAGAAGGAUUUACUGCGGUAAAGCUGAAGGUAGCACGUCAGGGGAGUCCCUUGCACGAUGCUGCAGUUAUACAGGCGGUAAGAAAGAAAGUUGGGUACCAGAUUCAAGUUCGUGCAGAUGCCAAUCGGAACUGGACAUAUAAAGAAGCCAUCCAGUUUGGUUCCUUGGUAAAGGAUUGUGAUCUGCAGUAUAUUGAGGAACCUGUUCAAAACGAAGGUGAUAUUGUCAAGUUCUGUGAAGAAAGCGGGUUACCCGUGGCACUGGAUGAAACUAUUGACAGUAUUAGAGAACAUCCACUUGACAAGCUAGUGAAGUACACCCAUCCAGGAAUUGUAGCUAUUGUUAUUAAACCUAGUGUUGUUGGUGGCUUUGAAAAUGCGGCAAUAAUUGCUCAGUGGGCUCAGCAGCACCAGAAAAUGGCUGUUGUUAGUGCUGCAUUUGAAAGUGGCCUAGGUUUGUCAGCAUAUAUUCAGUUUUGCUGUUAUCUCAACCUGAAAAAUUCAGAAAUCUGUGAAAUGAUGAAUUAUGAAUUGGCCCCGUCAAUAGCCCAUGGUUUAGGAACAUACCGCUGGCUAAAAGAAGAUGUAACAACCACUCCUCUCAAGAUAGGUUGUAAUCCAGUCAGUGGCUUCGUAGAAGCAUCUGUUGCUGAUGCUGAUCAAGUUCUUCAAAAAUUUCAAAUAAAUGGCAAUGUAGUUCAUAGAAAUUUUACUGGAGAGCAAGUCCGCGUAUUCCAGCUUACUGUAGAUUCAAAGGCUUUCUCUUAUUCCAUCAUAGUCCACGAGAUUGGAGAAAGAUACAAUGAAAAUGUUUUUGUAUUUCUUCAUGGGUUUCUUGGAACUGGUGAAGAUUGGAUUGCUAUGAUGAAGGCGAUUUCAGGAUGUGCAAGAUGCAUUUCGAUUGACCUUCCUGGUCAUGGUGGAACAAAGAUACAGAACCAUGGUGAUAACGAUGCUGUACAGGAUUCAGGUUUGUCAAUUGAGGUUGUUGCCGAUCUUUUAUGUGAAGUGAUUAAACAGAUUACGCCUGGAAAGGUUACUAUUGUGGGUUACUCUAUGGGAGCAAGGAUUGCACUGUACAUGGCUUUGAGGUGCACUGACAAAGUCAAUGGAGCUGUUGUAAUAUCUGGAAGCCCUGGGUUAAAAGAUGAAGUGGAUAGAAAAAUUCGUAGAGCUAAGGAUGACUCUAGAGCUCGCUUCCUUAUUGAUCACGGCUUAGAGCUCUUCCUAGACACCUGGUAUUCUGGAGAGCUGUGGAACAGCUUAAGAGUCCAUCCCCGAUUUCGUCAGAUAGUUUCCAGCCGCCUGCAUCAUGAAGAUGUGCAGAGUCUUGCAAAAGUGCUUUCCGGUUUAAGUAUUGGGAGGCAGCCGCCAUUGUGGGAAGACUUGAAGCACUGCAAAACACCCCUUUUGCUAAUUGUUGGAGAGGAGGAUAAAAAGUUCAAGGCGAUAGCUAAGGAUAUGUCCUCUCAAAUUGCUGGUGGCACGGCUAGUGGAGACGGCCCUCCUCAUGACAUCUAUGAGAUAGUUGAGAUUCCAGAUUGCGGACAUGCUGCUCAUCUGGAGAACCCUCUCCCUGUAAUCAGCACAUUGAGACGAUUUUUGGGGAGAGUGAACUCGAAUUUGAUUCAAAACCAGAAGACAAUUUAGAGAUGUUACUAUCUUCGCUCUUUUACGCAUUUGCUUUGUGAUGGAUACAUUGGGGAUGUCCAUAAAUACAUAAAUCGUGGCAGUCACACAGAAGCAUAGCAACGAAUAUUGCCGACUUGCUGUCUAUCUAAGCAACUGCAUUUUCCAUCGCUACAUGAUGCUGUCGCCAACGCACUUCAUUUUACCUUCACGGCUAGUCAAACAUCGGCCUGUUUCCGGUGACUGGACGAUUUCUGGUGCUGGCUCAGAGCCACCCAAAAACUCUGCAUGUGUAUUUGAUGUCAAGGCAAAUUACUGUGCCUGAAGAUCUAGAGCGUUCGGUUUUGUUGCACCGAGCGUCGGAAGAACAUCGUUUUUUAACCAAACUGCUGGAUUCACUCAAGAACUCUUGUUCUUGGAUUGUAAUCCUCAUUGUGUUGAAUUAUCAAUAUAUCGUUGCAUUUAAGGAGGGGGUUUUAAUAGAAAAUUCGUCACAAAACAUUUUUCAUUAAAC
Messenger RNA from Pyrus x bretschneideri (Chinese white pear), 3709 nucleotides. RefSeq names its product protein PHYLLO, chloroplastic-like. The transcript is spliced from 17 exons. The record is from RefSeq and is a predicted model, not a curated record. The coding region runs from base 1 to 3216 and encodes 1071 amino acids. NCBI's taxonomy places the organism in Eukaryota, Viridiplantae, Streptophyta, Magnoliopsida, Rosales, Rosaceae. Gene Ontology annotation, molecular function: 2-succinyl-6-hydroxy-2,4-cyclohexadiene-1-carboxylate synthase activity; thiamine pyrophosphate binding. Gene Ontology annotation, biological process: menaquinone biosynthetic process; amino acid catabolic process.